AACAUGUGUAUUUUUUCAUAGAAGUGCGAUGCCUCACGCCAAAGUUGGCUCUAAAAGUUUACGUUUGCAAUAUGUGCUUGUUGUGGGGUUACCCUGAGCCAUCAGUCAUCUGCUUCUGCGGGCUAAAAAAUUAUCCAAGCUCUGAAAAAAACAAAAUGGCUUUUUGAAUGUUUGAAAUGGUUCUGCAGAGAAGGAAAUCACUGGCUUUAGUUUCCUUCUGAAGAAGAUUUCGUGGAAAAAUUCAAGUUUGAAGUUCUGAGCAACUUUGUUGUAUAGGAUUCAAUGUAACAGAAACUUUGCGAAAUAAUGGAUGGAAGUGUAACAGUCGAAGCAGAUAACAAUCUGGCAUUGCUGCCCCCUUCCCCUUAUCUGGGCGUUGCUAUAGCUAUCAAAGGCAACAAGAAGAGUAAAUACAUAGUUAAAUGGGCUCUGGAGAAGUUUGUUCUAGAGGGAAUUGUUUUUGUGAAGUUGAUACAUGUCCGGGAAAGUAUUACUGCGGUUCCCACACCAAUGGGAAAUUUAAUUCCUCUUUCACAAGUACGGGACGAUGUAGUAGCAGCUUACAAAAAGGAAGUGGAUUGGCGGACAAAUGAAAUGCUUCUUCCAUACAAGAAAAUGUGCAUUCAGCAAAAGGUACAAGUAGACAGUAUAGUGAUUGAAUCAAAUGAUGUGCCAACUGCGAUAGCAGAGGAGAUCAGUAAGUCUGGUAUUAGCAAGCUUGUUAUAGGUGCCCCAUCGCCUCGCAUGUUUACAAGGAAAAUUAAGGGUCUCUCCUCAAAAAUUUCAGCGUGCACCCCAAGUUUCUGUACAGUCUAUGCUGUUUCAAAAGGAAAAUUGUCAUCUAUACGUCCAUCUGAUUCAGAGACGGUUGUAAGCAGUAAAGAUGACAACAGUGAUACAUGCUCUACUGUCAGUACUUCAAGCAAUGCUUCCAGCUUACAGACUGAUACCGCCUCUGUUGCCUCAAGCUCACACUUCCAUACUCCAUCCCUAGCGAUGCAGCGAUUUCAAGCACUUGCAACUCUUAAUCAAACUCUUCUUAAAACAGGAAAGAAUUCAAUGGAAAACAACCAUUCCAGAUAUCAUUCUCUGGAUUUUGAGGAAUCGAGGGAUGCUAUAAGUUCUUGUCCCUGUAAUUACGAUGUUGGAUGCACAUUAAGUCAGGCCUCCAGUUGCAGAAGCUUGCUUAAAGAUAAUCAGUCAUUCACAUCUGAUCAAGUUUCCAUCUCAGAUGUGGCCACAGAUUAUUCUUCAUCUGAGAGCCAGGUAAAUAUCAACUUUGAGCUAGAAAAGCUGAGAAUUGAGCUAAGACAUGCCAGAGGAAUGUAUGCAAUUGCUCAAAGCGAGACAAAUGAUGCUUCACGAAAGCUAAAUGAUCUAAAUAAACGCCGGUUAGAAGAAGCAAUGAGGCUCAAGGAAAUAAAUGUUAAGGAGGAGAGAGCCAAAGAAUUAGCAAUACAGGAGAAGGAGAAGCAUGAAGCUGCAGAAAAAGAAGCUCAGUGUGUAAGAGAAUGUGCAGAAAGAGAAGCUUCUCUAAGAAAAGAAGCAGAGAUGAAAGCCAUGCAUGAUGCUAAAGAGAAAGAGAAACUUGAGAAUGCUCUUUUGGGUCCUGUGCAGCAAUACCAUAGAUUCACAUGGGAAGAGAUUGUUUCUGCCACCUCAUCUUUCUCUGAGGAUCUUAAGAUUGGAAUGGGUGGGUAUGGAACUGUCUACAAGUGCAAUAUUCAUCAUACAACUGCUGCGGUGAAAGUACUCCACUCUAAAGAGAAUCAUGAGAACAAGCAGUUUCAACAGGAGCUUGAGAUCUUGAGCAAAAUUCGUCAUCCGCAUUUACUUCUCCUUCUUGGUGCAUGUGCUGAUCAUGGUUGCCUAAUUUAUGAGUACAUGGAGAAUGGUAGCCUGGAUGACAGAUUGCUACAGAAAGACAAUACUCCUCCCAUCCCUUGGUUUGAGAGGUUCCGAAUUGCUUGGGAAGUAGCCUCUGCUCUUGUUUUCCUCCACAACUCUAAACCAAAACCAAUCAUCCAUCGUGAUCUGAAGCCAGCAAACAUCUUGCUCGAUCAUAAUCUUGUGAGCAAGAUUGGUGACGUUGGCCUUGCUACGAUGCUUAAUUCAGAUCCUUCGUUAUCUACAAUGUACAGGGACACGGGGCCUGUUGGGACUCUCUGCUACAUAGACCCUGAGUAUCAAAGGUCUGGUUUAGUCACUCCAAAAUCUGAUGUAUAUGCUUUUGGAAUGGUGAUUUUGCAGUUGCUGACUGCUAAACCAGCAAUUGCACUAGCUCAUGUGGUAGAAACAGCCAUUGCUGAUGGCAAUCUCUUGGACAUGUUGGAUCCAAAGGCUGGGACUUGGCCACUUGAAGAGACCAAGAAAUUGGCUGAAUUAGGACUGAGCUGUGCUGAGCUUCGUCGUAGAGAUAGGCCUGACCUAAAAGAUCAAGUUCUUCCUGCACUGGAGAGACUAAAAGAGGUUGCUGAUAGUGCUCGGGAUUCAGUUUUCAAAGUUCAAUUACCACCAAACCACUUCAUCUGUCCAAUUCUUAAGGAUGUUAUGAAUGAUCCCUAUGUUGCUGCGGAUGGAUAUACCUAUGAUCGUAAAGCUAUAGAAUUUUGGCUUGAAGAGAAUGAUACAUCACCUAUGACAAACUUGCCAUUGCCUAAUAAGAAUCUACUACCAAAUUACACUCUUCUUUCAGCAAUUAUGGAGUGGAAGUCCAGACAAAAUUGAAGUAUGGUUUUCCAUUAAUGCUUAGGUUUAUUAGGGAUCCCUUGAUGAGUAACUUGAUGUAUAAUUGCUAGAGUUUUUCUUUUAAGGUGUCAUUUUCUAGUGUUAUAUAUUAAAAUGUCUUAAACGUGAAAGAUAACUUUGUCAUAAGAAAAAGAUGCAUAAAGUGUACAUAAUUUGUAACAUAAUUUGAAACUAUAAGCAAUAUUCUUUGUAAAGUCAUAGAGUUCAUGUAUAAGAGCAGCUUUAUUGUCACAA
Ziziphus jujuba (common jujube) is the source of this 2982-nucleotide messenger RNA. RefSeq names its product U-box domain-containing protein 35. The record is from RefSeq and is a predicted model, not a curated record. The transcript has 10 exons. Gene Ontology annotation, biological process: protein phosphorylation; protein ubiquitination. Bases 307 to 2727 code for a protein of 806 amino acids. Gene Ontology annotation, molecular function: ubiquitin-protein transferase activity; ATP binding; protein kinase activity. Lineage: Eukaryota; Viridiplantae; Streptophyta; Magnoliopsida; Rosales; Rhamnaceae.